Molecule: messenger RNA, 1190 nt
Organism: Ipomoea triloba (trilobed morning glory)
Lineage: Eukaryota; Viridiplantae; Streptophyta; Magnoliopsida; Solanales; Convolvulaceae
Product: cyclin-L1-1
Exons: 6
Coding region: 243-944 (233 amino acids)
Biological process (GO): regulation of transcription by RNA polymerase II
Cellular component (GO): nucleus
Molecular function (GO): cyclin-dependent protein serine/threonine kinase regulator activity
Source: RefSeq, a predicted model, not a curated record
ACAGUUCUCAUCCUAGCAACCUGUAGCAUUUCACACUACUUUUCUCUCUCAGCCUUAUACGGAUAUAGGCUCUGCUCCAUCGCCACUCUCCUCCAUCUCUCCCUCCCCACGGCACCCUACGUCCCGAUCAGCUGAUAGAGACUUCUUGAACUCCAGAACAACUAUGAUUUACACAGCAAUCGACACUUUUUACCUAACAGAUGAACAACUUAAGAACUCCCCUUCUCGGAGAGAUGGAAUAGAUGAAGCUACUGAGACUACCCUUCAAAUCUUUGGAUGUGAUCUUAUUCAAGAAAAUGCUAUUUUCUUUAUGGAUCAACACAUGGCUUAUGUAUCUCCUUAAUGUGGUUAUCUGCAGACCUCAAGCUGUUAUGGCCACUGGUCAAGUACUAUUCCACCGCUUUUACUGCAAGAAGUCAUUUGCUCGUUUUAAGGUGAAGAUGGUUGCUGCUAGUUGUGUGUGGCUUGCCUCAAAACUUGAAGAGUGUCCUAGAAAAGCCAGGCAGGUCCUCAUUGUUUUCCACAGAAUGGAAUGUCGGCGGGAGAAUUUACCCAUAGAACAUUUGGAUACUUCUUCAAAGGAAUAUGUUGAUCUGAAGGCAGAUUUGAUCAGAACGGAAAGGCACCUCCUGAAAGAGAUGGGUUUCAUCUGCCAUGUUGAACUCCCCCACAAAUUUAUAUCAAAUUAUAUUGCAAUUCUUGGAAUGCCUGAUGAACUGAUACAGGAAGCAUGGAAUCUUGCAAAUGACAGUUUACGCACAACUCUCUGUCUUAGAUUUAAGAGUGAAGUUGUGGCUUGUGGAGUUGUGUAUGCUGCAGCCCGGAGAUUUCAUAUACCCUUGCCUGAGAAUCCUCCAUGGUGGAAAGCAUUUGAUGCAGAUAAGGCUGGGAUUGACGAGGUUUGCCGAGUUCUGGCCCAACUUUACAAUCUUCCAAAUAAAUAAUUGUAUUACACCGGAUUAUUCAUCUGUAUAUUGAGAAAAGCACUACUUUUAGCAUGUAUAUUCAUAGAGGAUCAAACUUAAUUUUGUCGAAUCUCUUUUAGAGCCUGAACCAUUUUGGUAUACUGCCCAGUUUUAGAAUUUAGACAGCAUUGUUAAUGACAUAGCUAAACAUGGUGGGUCCAGAAACAGCAAUUGUGUGAAAGCUCAAUGCAUUCUUAUCAAGGGUUUUGAUUUGCCUGUCUCCAA